AUGCACAGCAGAGCGAUGCUGGGCUACAGCCGGCCGGCCCCCGAGCCCCCCGCGCCGGGCAGAGAGAUGGGUGUUUCAUUCCCCCCCCCUGUGGGGUAUUAUCUGCCCCAUCAGUGCCCCCCUGCACCGUCACCACCCCCUCCUCCGGUUACUGCAGAGCUGGAGAACAAGGAAUUAUGGGAGAAAUUUAACGCCGUGGGAACUGAAAUGAUUCUUACUAAGAGCGGCAGGCGGAUGUUCCCUGAAUUUUCGGUGUCCCUCUCGGGGCUGGAGCCGCACUCCCUCUACACGCUCUGCGUCCAGGCCGUCCCGGACGGUGAGACCCGGUACAAGUGGCGCGACGGGGCGUGGAGUGCGAGCGGCCGGGCCGAGCCGGGGCCCCCGACGCGUCUCUACGUGCACCCAGAAUCCCCCGCUCCGGGUCACCGCUGGAUGGACCGACCAAUCAGCUUCAACAAAGUCCGGCUGACUAACAAUACCCUGAAUCAGAACGGCCAGAUCGUGCUGCAGUCCAUGCACCGCUACCUCCUGCGCCUGUUCGUCAUUCCCACCUCCUGCCACGGAUCUCAUCCGCAAGCCGCGGCCACCAUCGCUUUCCCCGAGACGGCCUUCAUAGCCGUGACGAGCUACCAGAACCCCAGGCUGUCGCUGCUGAAGAUCGAGGAGAAUCCGUUUGCGAAAGGAAUUAAAUACUUCAAAACCCAGCAGGAAAGUUACACUCAGAGGAAGAGGGUCUGCAGACCAUCGCAGAGCGGAGAGAGGAGCCCAGGGAGCAAGAAAUCUAAAGAGUGUGCAGAGGAGCUGCGUCCCAUCUCCCGAGACAGCACGGCGGAGAGACAGCCGGUCACACGAGACAGCACGGCGGAGAGACAGCCGGUCACACGAGACAGCGCGGCGGAGAGACAGCCGGUCACACGAGACAGCACGGCGGAGAGACAGCCGCUCACACGAGACAGCACGGCGGAGAGACAGCCGGUCACACGAGACAGCGCGCAGGAGAGACAGCCGGUCACACGAGACAGCACGGCGGAGAGACAGCCGGUCACACGAGACAGCACGGCGGAGAGACAGCCGUUCACACGAGACAGCACGGCGGAGAGACAGCCGCUCACACGAGACAGCACGGCGGAGAGACAGCCGGUCACACGAGACAGCGUGCAGGAGAGACAGCCGGUCACACGAGACACCACGGCGGAGAGACAGCCGGUCACACGAGACAGCACGGCGGAGAGACAGCCGGUCACACGAGACAGCACGGCGGAGAGACAGCCGGUCACACGAGCAGAUAGGAGAGGAGACAGAAGCCGUGGGGGAGACAGUCCGUCCGCAGAGAUAAAGGAAGAGACAUCCCCAGCAGUAGACAUUGCUGUAAAAUGGGGCGCGGUGAUGCAGAGACAGCCCUGGGGGUCCCCAUCAGCAGGAUCCCCACUCCGAGCAUCCCCCUACUCACCAUCUCAGUGUGUGAUGGGACACAGAUUCGCCUUCCAGUACCCCCAGGGUUUCCCCCCUACGCUCUCCGGGUCGCCCCCCGGCUCUCCCUGCUGCCCCUUCAUUGUGCCUUCUUGGAUGGCCCCGCCCAAUAGAUUCAGCCCAACCUUCUCUGGACUCCACCCCCAGCUCUGGCAGCAGGUGAUCCCGCCCCCCUGGUACCUACCAACACACCCCUCCUCCAUGGGCCUCUGACACCCCCAGUUUGGGUUCCAGGAAUCUAAUGCCCCGCAGCGGAGCAGAACCGGGGUCCCUGCAAUAAUGGGGUGCAAGUUCUACAACGCAACGGCGGACGGAGCCGCAUUACCCCAAACCCUGCAUGAGCCGGGGCAAAGACGAGUUACCCCACCGGCC
Messenger RNA from Spea bombifrons (plains spadefoot toad), 1842 nucleotides. Its product is annotated as T-box-containing protein TBX6L-like. The transcript is spliced from 8 exons. The record is from RefSeq and is a predicted model, not a curated record. Gene Ontology annotation, cellular component: nucleus. Gene Ontology annotation, biological process: regulation of transcription by RNA polymerase II; positive regulation of DNA-templated transcription; vasculogenesis. Bases 1 to 1683 code for a protein of 560 amino acids. Lineage: Eukaryota; Metazoa; Chordata; Amphibia; Anura; Pelobatidae. Gene Ontology annotation, molecular function: DNA-binding transcription factor activity, RNA polymerase II-specific; RNA polymerase II cis-regulatory region sequence-specific DNA binding.